AUGGCGCGACAGCCCGGGGUCCGGAGCGGAGCUCACUGGACCCCACUGGCCCGGACGCCCCUGGAUCCCACCGGCCCGGCCCCCGCCGGACCGCACGGGACCGGACCUUACCGGACGUCACUGGACCGGACCUUUCGGCACCCCACUGGACCCCGCGGGCCCGGCCCCGACCCCGGAGGACCGGACCGUACCGGACCUCACUGGAUCGGACCCUACCCUACCCGCGGGACCGGAUCUUUCCGAACCCCAGAGGGCCGGACCUUACUGGACCCCACUGGAUCGGCCCUACCGGACCCUACCCUACCUCGCGGGUCCGGACCUCACUGGACCCCACGGGACCGGACCCCGGAGGAUCGGACCUUGCUGGACCCCGGAGGACCGGACCCUACUGGACCUCACGGGACCCGGGCGAGGCGGGAGGAGAGCGGACAAGAGGAGGAGGAGCGGGGUCCCGCGUCGAUGGCUGGCCGGGGUCCCGAGCCCCCGGGCCGCCCCCUUGGUCCUCCGCUGCCCCUGGCCCUGCCCCUGGGGCUGCUGCUGCUGCUGCUGGCCGUCGGAGGCGACCCGAGCCACUCGGCGGAGCUGUCGUUUGCCGUGGAGCCGAGCGACGGCGUGGUGGUCCCGGCCCAGCCCCUGGUGCUGGGCUGCCGGGUGGAGGGGACUCCACCCAUAAGCAUCACUUGGCGGAAGGACGGGACGGUGCUGGCGGACCGCGAGGACGCCUUUCUGCUGGCCAACGGCUCCCUCUACCUGGCCCCGUUCCGGGCGGAGCGUGGGGACGGCUCAUCUGACGAGGGCGAGUACGACUGCGUGGCUCAGAACCGCUUCGGGCUGGUGGUGAGCCGCAAGGCCAGGAUCCAGGCUGCCACAAUGUCAGACUUCCACGUCCACCCCGAGAGCGCCGUGGUGGAGGAGGGCGGCGUGGCCCGGUUCCAGUGUCAGAUCCACGGCCUGCCGGAGCCCGUGAUCCUGUGGGAGAGGAACCAGGUGCCCAUCGACACGGAGGACGACCGGUACACCCUGCUCCCCAAGGGCGUCCUGCAGAUCACCGGGCUCAGGGCUGAAGACAGCGGCCUCUUCCACUGCGUGGCCACCAAUGUCGCCAGCGUCAAGUUCAGCCGCAGAGCCAGACUCACGGUGUCCGGCGGCCGUUCCACGGCCUACAAGGAGCCCAGGAUCCUGGUGGGCCCGGAGAACCAGACCCUCACCGUGCACCAGACGGCCGUCCUGGAGUGCAUUGCUACGGGGAACCCCCGGCCCAUCGUGUCCUGGAGCCGCCUCGAUGGCCGACCAAUCGGGGUGGAGGGGAUCCAGGUGCUGGGGACGGGGAACCUGAUGAUCUCCGACGUGACGGUGCAGCACUCGGGCGUCUACGUCUGCGCCGCCAACAAACCCGGGACGCGGGUCCGGAGGACGGCUCAGGGCCGGCUCGUGGUGCAAGCCCCCGCAGAGUUCGUUCAGCACCCGCAGUCCAUCUCACGGCCCGCGGGCACCACGGCCGUGUUCACCUGCCAGGCGCAAGGGGAGCCGCCCCCCCAGAUCACCUGGCUGAAGAACGGGCAGGUCCUGGGCCCCUCCAGUCACGUCAAGCUCAAGAACAGCAAUAGCACGCUGACCCUCUCCGGGAUCAGCCAGGAGGACGAAGCCAUUUACCAGUGCAUCGCAGAGAACAGCGCCGGCUCCUCUCAGGCCAGCGCCCGGCUGACCGUGCUGUGGGCGGAAGGGCUGCCCGGGCCCCCCCGGGACGUCAGGGCCGAGACGGUCUCGGCCACCACCGUCCAGGUGUCUUGGGGCGAACCCCUGCAGAACACCCAGGAGAUCAUCGGUUACGUUCUCCACAUCAGGAAGGCCACCGACCCCCUGGAGAUGGAGUACCAGGAGGCGGUCAGCAAGAGCACCUUCCAGCAGCUAGUGUCCGACCUGGAGCCGUCCACCCGCUACAGCUUCUACGUCAAGGCCUACACGUCGCGGGGGGCCAGUCGACCCUCCGUGGUGACCGUGGUCCGCACUCUGGGGGAAGUCCCGGGGAUGCCGGCCCUGUCCGUCAGGGUCCUGAACAGCACCGCGAUCCAGGCCCUGUGGGAGCCGUCCCUCAAGCUGGGGCAGCACAGAGGCUUCAAGCUGUUCUACCGCCAGGUGCACCUGCCCCGCUUCGUCGGCCCCGUGCUGUUGCCCGGCAACGCCACCUCCUUCAACAUCACCCACCUGGACCCGGCCGUGGUUUAUGAGGUAAAGCUGCUGGCCUACAACCAGCACGGGGACGGGAACAUCACCGUUCGCUUCGUGUCCCUCCGCGAGACCGUGGACAGGACUGUGCCCAACCCCCCGUGUGACUGCCUGAAGGAGGAGGAGGGCAGUAAGUCUUCCACCGCCACAGGCCUCAUCGUUGGCAUCCACAUUGGCAUCGCCUGCAUCGUCUUCUGUGUGCUCUUUCUUGUCUUCGGCUACCGCGGCAGGCUCCUCGUGUGCCAACCGGCCCAAGAGCAGCUGUCCACGCCCCAGAGGGACCCGAGGGGCCCGGCCACGAACGGGAACUCCUGCCCCUGGCGGGACCGAGAAGAGCUGGGUGGGAACGAGAAGCGCCUCGACCCCAACGAGCUGGAGCAGUUGUUCCCCCCGUCCCAGGCCGCGCCGCCAGGGGAUAAGGGGUUCCCGCCUGACCCCGGGCUGCCCGAGUCGUGCGACGAGACCCAGAUGUCCACCCUCCCGCCGGAGGAGUUCAGAUACCUCGAGGAGCGGAGGCCCGAGACCCCAGACCCGGACAUCCCUGGGAUUGGAGUGUCCCCAGCCCUAAGGACGGACUCAUCUCGGAGCACCAGCCCCAGUCCCGCCGGUGAAGGAUAGUGGACCCGGUCAGGACGUCCCCACCAGGGAAUUCCUGGGAAUGGGAUCCAGGACGUAUCUGGUGUCAGGCGGGCCUCUGGGCCGAGGCCGCGUCCAGCGCCCUGCGGGGUCUGGGCUGUGUCUGGCACUCGGCGGGACCCGCACGGUGAUUCUUCAAUCUCAGGUCAAGUCGAGGGUUUCUCUGAACUCGUUCGUUAUCAUUAUUGAUAUUAUCAUUCUGGUGGCUCCGCGAUCCGGCCUUCGGAAGUAGCAGAACGCCUCCUCGGCCCUUCUCCAGACUGUCCCCGGGGAGAAUUCCUUCUCCUCUUGGGGUGAGGGGGGCGGGGCGAUCCUGGACUGGGAGAGAGGGCUUCCAAGGGCAGAUCGGAGGGCCCAAGCCACUCCCCUGAAUCGCCGCCACCCAGAUUACAGAAGAAGAAGAAAAAAAAGAAGAAGGAAGUGUUUGGAUGGAGGUGGUUCUCGACAUGACUCCCAGGCUGCCGGCUGUUGGGCCCCGCUUCCCUCCGCCGGCGGCUCUGCCCGCGUUCUUGAUUUCUCAGGAUGCUUUUCCCUGUCUGACUUUUUCGCUCACCCAGCGUUUCCCAGAAGCCCUUCGCGGGCAUCGAACUGCCACUUGGGGCAGACGCCAGGCCCGCCCGCAGUGGGCUCAGCACCUACCUCAGCCGGAAUGAAUGUCUGCCCGGAGGGCGGCGGAUGAGGACCCCCGUCCCCGCCCCCGUCCUCCAGGUCCUACUCCCACCCCCUCGCCCCGCCUCCCUCCACCCCCUCAAAGUCUGGCACUUGUUCGUUCCGUGUUCGGUCCUACCUCAGGCCCCCGGCCCCGGGCGCCGGGGGCGCCAUGUUGUCUCUGUAGGUUUUGUUUCGUCCUCGUCCUUGUUCGGGUGUGAAGCACUUCCAAAACGUCGAAAGCCAAGCCCUACCUCACCACCCCCCUCUCUUCCUUCGUGUGUUGGCAUUAUUGGAUUUCCUUUCCCUCCCUUCUCUCCUUUUCCCUAAUUCCUCCUCUCCCCCUUCCUCAGUCUCCUUUCUCCUUCCUCUC
Messenger RNA from Ornithorhynchus anatinus (platypus), 3883 nucleotides. RefSeq names its product immunoglobulin superfamily DCC subclass member 3 (gene IGDCC3). Gene Ontology annotation, biological process: axon guidance; cell-cell adhesion. Gene Ontology annotation, cellular component: plasma membrane; axon. Gene Ontology annotation, molecular function: protein binding. The transcript is spliced from 15 exons. The record is from RefSeq and is a predicted model, not a curated record. Lineage: Eukaryota; Metazoa; Chordata; Mammalia; Monotremata; Ornithorhynchidae. The coding region runs from base 1 to 2844 and encodes 947 amino acids.